Globicephala melas (long-finned pilot whale) is the source of this 5929-nucleotide messenger RNA. RefSeq names its product L3MBTL histone methyl-lysine binding protein 1 (gene L3MBTL1). Gene Ontology annotation, molecular function: chromatin binding; histone binding; zinc ion binding. Gene Ontology annotation, biological process: negative regulation of DNA-templated transcription. The record is from RefSeq and is a predicted model, not a curated record. Gene Ontology annotation, cellular component: nucleus. Lineage: Eukaryota; Metazoa; Chordata; Mammalia; Artiodactyla; Delphinidae.
GGCGCGGCUGAUGCUGCCCUUUAGGCCAUCAGGGCCAGGAUCGGAACCCGCACCUCGCGGGGGGCUCCUUUCUUCUGGUCGCAUGGCCCUUCGUGCGCCCUGAGACGGUUUUCUGACGUUCCUCGGCUCUCCUUCCUCAGGCCUACCAGGAUGGAGGGGCAUGCGGAAAUAGAGAUGCUGAGGACACUGAAGGGGCCCUCCACAGGGGAGGUCAGCGUGCACCUGGUGGCCAGAGACAGCCCAGGUUCAGGCUCUCACCUGCCCGCUGCUGCCUUUAUCAUUCCAGCCAGCUCAGCCACCCUUGGUCUGCCCAGCAGUGCCCUGGAUGUGUCCUGCUUUCCGCGGGAGCAGAUCCAUGUGGGCACCUCAGAGCGAGUGGCUGGCAGCGUACCUGUCACCGCCACUGUUCUGCCACAGUUAAGCGCUGGGCCGGCGGCCAGCCCCAGCGCCGGCACAGUGCGGCUCCUGGAGUGGACCGAGGCCGCGGCCCCGCCUUCUAGGAGUGGCCUGCGGUUUCAGAUAAGCGAAUACUCACCGCCGAACAUGGUAGGAGCGGAGCAGCCCCCAAGCCCCGAGCUGCGGCGGGAAGGCGUGGCCGAGUACGAAGAUGGCGAGGCCCUGGCGGGAGGUGGCGAUGCGGGCCCCCAGCAGCCGGAAGACCUCCCCCAGGACCCUCCAGGAGAUAACCCUCAGGACCCGCCAGAGGAUGAUGGCACCUGCCAAUGCCAGGCGUGUGGGCCUCAGCAAGGCGCUGGUCCAGAUCCUGGGGCCUCCAAUGAUGGCUGCCCCCAGCUGUUCCAGGAACGGUCAGUCAUAGUGGAGAACUCUUCAGGCCAGAACAACUCCUGCACCAGCGCUUCUGAGCUCCUCAAACCCAUGAAGAAAAGGAAGCAUAGGGAAUAUCAGAGCCUAUCUGAGGAGGAUUCGGAGCCGGAGGCCAUGGAGAAGCAAGAAGAAGGAAAGGAUUCAGAGGGACAGCCCACCACUAGCACCCCAGAAAGUGAGGAGUGGAACAGCAGCCAGCCUGCCUCCGGGGAGAAGAAGGAAGGCUGGUCGUGGGAAUCCUACCUUGAGGAACAGAAGGCCAUCACUGCCCCCGUCAGCCUCUUCCAGGACUACCAGGUGGUCACUCAUAACAAGAAUGGCUUCAAACCGGGCAUGAAGUUGGAAGGCAUUGACCCUCAGCACCCAAGCAUGUACUUCAUCCUCACCGUGGCUGAGGUAUGUGGCUACCGCCUACGUCUGCACUUCGAUGGGUAUUCCGAGUGCCACGACUUCUGGAUCAAUGCCAGUUCCCCUGACAUUCAUCCCGCUGGCUGGUUCGAGAAGACGGGGCACAAGCUGCAGCCCCCCAAAGGUUACAAGGAGGAGGAGUUCAGCUGGAGCCAUUACCUGCGCAGCACAAGAACCCAGGCUGCCCCCAAGCACCUGUUUGUGAGCCAGAGCCACAGUCCCCCACCCCUGGGCUUCCAGGUGGGCAUGAAGCUGGAGGCCGUGGACCGCAUGAACCCAUCCCUCAUCUGUGUGGCCAGUGUGACCGACGUGGUGGACAGCCGCUUCCUGGUGCACUUUGACAACUGGGAUGACACUUAUGACUACUGGUGUGAUCCCAGCAGCCCCUACAUCCACCCAGUGGGUUGGUGCCAGAAGCAAGGAAAGCCCCUCACCCCUCCACAAGACUACCCAGACCCUGACAGCUUCUGUUGGGAGACAUAUUUGGAAGAAACUGGGGCCUCUGCUGUGCCCGCCUGGGCCUUCAAGGUGCGACCCCCGCACAGCUUCCUGGUCAACAUGAAACUGGAGGCCGUGGACCGCAGGAACCCAGCCCUAAUUCGUGUGGCCAGCGUGGAGGAUGUUGAGGACCAUCGGAUAAAGCUCCACUUUGAUGGCUGGAGUCACGCCUACGACUUCUGGAUCGAUGCCGACCACCCUGACAUCCACCCCGCGGGCUGGUGCUCCAAGACGGGGCAUCCCCUGCAGCCUCCUCUCCGACCCAGAGAGCCCAGCUCUGCCUCCCCUGGGGGCUGUCCCCCUCUCAGCUGUCGAAGCCUGCCACAGACCAGGACCUCCAAGUACAGCUUUCACCACCGAAAGUGCCCCACUCCUGGUUGUGAUGGCUCUGGCCACGUCACAGGCAAGUUCACAGCCCACCACUGCCUCUCGGGCUGCCCGCUGGCCGAGAGGAACCAGAGCCGGCUGAAGGCAGAGCUGUCCGACACGGAGGCCUUGGCCCGUAAGAGGAACUUCUCGGGCUUCUCCCUAAGGAAGAAGCCUCGCCAUCACAGCCGGUGCGGAGGGCAAGGGUGCAGGGCCUCGAGUCCUCCUGGGCCAGCCCAGGCCCUGAUUCCCUGCCAUGGACCUGGUCCCUCUCUCUCCAGGAUCGGACGCCCUCCAAAGUAUCAGAAGAUCCCACAGGAAGAUUUCCCGACACUGACCACUGACGUCAUGCACCAGUCCCUCUUCAUGUCGGCCCUGUCGGCCCACCCCGACCGGUCACUAUCAGCGUGCUGGGAGCAGCACCGCAAGCUCCUACCAGGAGUGGCGGGCAUCUCGGCCUCGACAGUCGCCAAGUGGACCAUCAAUGAGGUCUUCGGCUUUGUUCAGACCCUGACAGGUUGUGAGGACCAAGCACGGCUCUUCAAAGAUGAGGAAUAGCUCAUAGGUAACAUGGUAGCGCUCAGCCUGCAGCACGUGGGAAUGCCUUCGGUGUCUGCUUAUUUACUAUUCGGAGUGCCAAGAUUGACCCUUAUGUGGGCACAGCAACAGCAGGUAUUUUGAAGCCGCUGUCAGUGAGGACUCAGAGGACAUUAUGUAAACACAUACUGAAAUCCAGACCAGCCAGCAGAAAGAGACAGAGCUAGAGCACAUGUGCGUGCAUGUGUGUGUGUGUGUCUGUGUGUGGACGUGGGGAAACCAGUGGAUAUCUUUCUUUCCUUCUCUCUCCCCAUUGCUGUCUUCCUUUUUUCCUUCCUCCCUCCCUUGUCCUUUCUCCUCCCUCUCCCCCUCCCUCCUGUUUCCCUUCCCCCCCUCUGUCCUUUACUCCUAUUUUCUUUCUCCCUCUCCACUCCCCACACACACCCCCUCCUUCCCCGUGACCCUCUCCACCUUCUCCGCUUUCCACCUCCCUCCUGCAACUCCUCAGAUGAUUGACGGCGAGGCCUUCCUUUUGCUGACACAGGCGGACAUUGUGAAGAUCAUGAGUGUCAAGCUGGGCCCAGCCUUGAAGAUCUAUAACGCCAUUCUCAUGUUCAAAAACGCCGACGACACCUUAAAGUGACCGGCUCAGGGCUGGUCUCUUAAAUAUCUCCCUCCGCAGCUGCUGCUUCCUUCCUGGCUUGAGAUCCUCACAUCCCAUCCGUGCCCCUGCCACCCUCUGUCCCUUAUCAGGGGUGGUCCUUCUCUCCGGGGCUGCCUUGUACAAGGCCCAGGGAAGCAGAGGAGCCCUGAGGAGGAUGGAGUCCUAGCCCCCGAGUCCUAGAGCUCAUCUGCCACCGGGCACACCGGUGAGGGUGAGACUGGGCGGGGGGAGCGCCACUGAUGGAGAAGUUUGAAGGUGCCCCACCCAUGGCGGCCCCGCAUCUCCAGCGACUUGUUUCAUCACCAAAGGGUCUUUCUCUCAGCCGUUAAGAACAGUCUGGUAGAACAGGAGUCCUCCAACCUGAGGCCCUUUUCUCUUUGGCAUCUCUCUGCGCUCUUGCUUCCUUGUUCCCUUUCCUCCUAUCAGGAAGCGACCCUGCCGAAAAUGUAUUUAUUCAAAAAGACACCUCCCCUCUUUCUGUCUGCUGGUUUUGCUGCCCACAUUCUGCUGCCUGGUUUCCUGGGCACGGCCCAGCCAGACCCCGCUGGCUCUUCCCCCUUAGACGGGUGAGCCCCAGAGGUAUGUCUUCAUAGGAUCCAUUGGGAGGCUUUGGCUGCCUUUCUCUCUUUUUUGCCUGGAAGUGGGGGAUUCUGAGCCAGGAUGCCUUCUUCAACACACCCAGUUCUGGACCACAUGGUAUUUUAGUGUCCCAUGCCCUGUCCUGUUUCCAGCAGAGCGGGUGGUCAGAACCUGUUUAACUUCUGUAGCAGAGGUUAAGGCUCCACGAUGUCCCCCUUACACCCCUUCUGUGUCAAGUGUGGAGAAGAGGCACCCUGGCUGGCUAGGUGGCCGAGGCCAGCCCCAGGGUACAUCAUAUAACCUCGGGCCUUGGGCCAGCGGGGCAGUCCGGCAGGCAUGGUGGCUUUCAAAGCUGGGUAUAGCAUCCUUCUCUGCAGCCGUGGGUCUCAGCCAACGUGUUGCCCGGGAGGUGAGGGCCCUGUGCCUGCCAGGCCUCCUGCCGUGGGGAUGUAGCACGCUACCUGGCACAUACACCCCAUGGCAUCACAUUCAACCUGUCUUGGGGAGUCUUACAAACACCCCUUGAAGUUGGGAGUUGGGAAGAAGGUGAAUUCUAUCUUUCAUGUCUCCAUGUCCCUUAAGCCUCUCUUACCACUCUCCAUCUGUCUUGCACUGCCAGCCAGGUGCCUGCCAGGGCUCUGGGACUUUGACCUUUCUGUCCAGGAGGGGGCCUAGCCUCCACUGAGCCACUGCCAAACCCGCCUCCCAGCCUGCAGGGGCGGGGGCAGAGGCCACGGCAAGAGCCAGCCCCACACGUGGAGGUGCGGAGCUGCCGCCAAGCUCCUGUGGAGCCAGGGGCCUUCCCCAGACCCCUCCCGUCCAUCAUGUGAUGUGUACGUGCGGGUGCUUGUAGGGCACUCUUGGAAGUGUUUGACAGGGUGCAGGUGUGAGCCUCGGUGCUGGGAAAAUGUCAAGGGCUAUUAUUGUUAAAAUAUGAAGCUUUAUCUUUGGGAAACCCAAAGCUCUGUUGAGUCCCUGCCCCAGUCCAGGAGGGAACCUUCUCUCACAGAGGCAGCUUGGCCAGGGCAGCCAUUCAGCUCCCCCAGCUGAGCUGCCGCAGGGCCGCAGACGGUCCUCAGAGGCUCUGCCUUCCUGGGAGGGCUCGGCCAGGCCCUGCCUCGGGCUGGGGGCUGGGUUUACGAGGCUUGGGGCCCCCUUGGCCAGGAGUAAGGUGGAGCGAGCUGAGCCUCUCUCUCUUGGUUGCUUGGGUGGCAGUAAAACCCACCAGCUCCGUGGCCUCGUCUGCUCCUUGUGAAACUGGGGAGAGAUGCUCGUUGACUCUGGUGUGAGGAGAAGACAGCAAGUACACACAGCUGUGCUGUGGGGCCUCUCCGCGUCUAAGGAGUGCAGCUGGGACAGCUGUGCCAUGUGGGUCUGUCCACCACCAUCCUAAUGCUUGUCUACAGGAGAGACAGGAUGGACCAAGGGCCUUGGAGAAAAGGGCCCCCAGGCCUCCGAACUUGGAGGCCUCAGCACUGUCUGCGCCAACAUCAAACUCUGGAAAGAAACCAAAUCAUAAAAAAGGGGGAAAGAAAUCUGCCUUCUGUCGACCCCGCUGCCGCUUCACCCCUAUCCCUUCCCCAAUGAGAUCAUUGCACCUUGACCUGGGCGCGUGCGGUGAGGGGUGAGGGGAGGGAGUUGGCACCGCUGCCCUGUGCCCUCCGCCCUGCUCUCCAGCGGCAGGAACCACAUACCCUUUGGCCCCGGCAGCUUCUCCCAGCCCUUGCCCAGCCCCGGCCUAGGGCAGUGAGACGCCUUCUGUUUAAUUUAUGAAGCAGAGAGAAUGAUCCCAGAGUUCAAAAAUGAAGCCUGUUUGCACUUUCAUUCACAUGCACUUUGGUGGAGUUAAUGUUUUUUGUACUUGCCUCGUGAGAGAGAGAGAGUGUGUGUGUGUGUGUGCGCGUGUUCGUGUGUGCACGCACAUAUGCGUGUUCUUUAAGAGAAUCCUCUGGUUAAAGAUAAAGUCACUCUUGACUCUUGAGAGAGAAAAAGUGACAAACAAAAUGUGGUGUAUUUUGUCAGUGUAUUGAAGCAACAUAAAUAAACCUGAAG